AUGUUUAGUUACUUUUGUCAUCAUAACUUAGUUUAACCUUUUCAUAUCAUCAACUUUCCCCAUUUUUCAUUUUUGUUGUCUCGUCAACUUGGGACCUGUGAUGUGGGCAUCACUAAUCAUUUUCUUGAUUAGUUGGACCCAUUUAGAUGCUGAUGGGUCUAUUUCAGCUUCAAAUUCCACUCGCAUUGUAACUUUUAAUCCAAAGUCUCCCAAGUCUACCACAAAACCCAACUCUAAUUAUGCAACUUUACCUUCAUCUUAUGAGUCAAACAUUCGUCCUGGAGAAACCUCUGCCCACCACGAUUCUGUGCUAAAAUCAUUGAAUUUACCAUUGAAUGGUUCGUCUAUUUACAACUGCGAUGCAUCUCUCUAUUUUGCUUGUCGCGAUGGUAGAUGCGUUUCCCUUUCCUAUCUAUGUGAUGGUCGACCUGACUGUGAAGAAGGUGAAGAUGAACUGUUGAAUAAUUGCCCAGAAUCUUCUCCAAAACGUUUUAAUUUACCUGAUUGUGGUUCUCUACAUUAUUGUGUCAACUCAACUUACUGUACGGACCAAACAUGUGAUCAAAUCUUUGAUUGUCCUUUACACGAUGACGAGGUUGGUUGUGCUGUCGAUGUGUGUAUUGACUCUUUCCGUUGUACUGAGGGUUACUGUUUGCCCUCUAAAUUACAACACUGUGAUGGUAAAAAGGAUUGUAUUGACGGUUCUGAUGAAAUUGGUUGUAAUGAAACUGGUUAUAAACCAUGCCAUGAAUUUGCCAAUCACUAUCAAUGUCACGCCUCAGCGAAAUGUAUUGAUGUAAAAGCUCUCUGUGAUAAUAAUACCGAUUGUCCUUACGGUGAUGAUGAAUCGCCUCGUUGUGCUGCUCCUGAAUGUGAAACAUUCGGGUGUAAACAUGAUUGCCAGCAAACACCUACUGGACCAAGAUGCCUUUGUCAACCUGGAUAUAAAUUGGCUUUUGGUGAUAAAAAAUGUGAAGAUAUUGAUGAAUGUGCUUUACCUCAACCUCCUUGUUCCCAUACAUGCGUCAAUCGUCCGGGUAGUUAUGUUUGCCAUUGUAGAGAAGGUUAUCGUUUAGCUGAAAAGGGAACAUGUGUCGCUGAAAAUCACGAAGCUUUAAUUGUGUUUGCCGAAUCAAGCCAGAUACGUGGUUAUUAUCUUACAAGUCGCCGUUAUUUUGAGAUUGGUAAAUCACCAGAAUAUGGUAACUGUACUGUUAAAGGAAUUGAUAUGGACAGUUCUGAGCGAAGUGUCUAUUUUGUUGAAAUUUGUGAUGGAGCUGGCCAUGUUCAUGCUAAAUCGGUAGCUUUUAAUGGAGAUGAGCGUGAUAUUGUUAUGGAUGGUUUGAAAGCUCCUUUAGAUGUUGCCGUUGAUUCUGUGGCAAAUAAUAUUUACAUUGCUGAUAAUGGAUUAAAGCAGAUAAUUGUUUGUCAGAAACAAGGAAAUCCAUGUGCAGUUUUGAUUCGAAAUGGAAUUGAAAAAAUAUUAUCAAUUGUUCUUUAUCAUGAGAAAGGUCUCAUGUUUUGGUCUGAUUGGGGACGGGAAGCAAAUAUUUAUCAAGCUUUUAUGGAUGGAUCUUCAGUUGAAAUGUUGAUAAAAAAUGAUACAAUUCAUGCCACUGGUCUUACUAUUGAUAGAGUACAAGAUCGACUUUACUGGGCAGAUUUCAAGGUUAACCGAAUUGAAUAUUGGGACUUUCAAACUUCCAAACGUGUCUCACUUUACCAUGCACACAAUUUGGGUCCCGAAAGAUUAGGAAUAUUUGAAGACCAAGUAUACUUCACAUCUAAUCGUGGUCGAACGAUUGAUUUUAUUAACAAGAUAGCUGCUACCAAUCGAACUCGUCUUUUAUCAUCACAAAAAAUCUCUGCUUUCCGUCUAUUCCAUCCAGUUCUAUCUCCUAAAAGAGAUAACCCAUGUUGGGAUAACCCUUGUAGCCACAUUUGUACUUUAAAGGGUACGGAAUAUGCUUGUGUGUGUCCAGGUCACCUUGAAUUAGACAUAAAUGGCCAUGAUUGUAUACCCAAAUCCAAAGAUCCUUUUAUUUUGGUUUCUGCAGACAAUCUAAUUAGUCGUGUUUACUUUGAAUCAGUUGGUCGUAAUGUAUUAAUUCCUGUUUGGUCUUCUGAUGCUAUGCUUGGUUGUAUUACAUUUGAUUGGAGUUCAUCAACUAUCUUUGUAUUUCAUUAUGGAAGUAGUGAAAUUGUAGCAGUUAAUUUAACGGAACCUCAUUUUGACAAAUUUGUCAAAAAAGUUUUUGUUCUCAGCAAUCAAACUAUUCAUGGACUAACUUAUGAUAGUUUUACUAACAAUUUAUAUUGGUUAGAUCCAAACAAUGGACUUCUCGAAAUUGGUAAUUCAAAUGGUCAUUCACGAACAACUUUACUCUCUAACCUUGAAAGGCCAACUGAUAUGGCUCUUUACCAAGAGUCAAAUAAAAUUUACAUUGCCAAUCUUGGCUCAGAUCCUCAUAUAAUUGAAACAGGACUCGAUGGUUCCAGACCAGUUAAAUUUUUGUCUCUGGUUGGAUCUUUGCCAACCUCGAUAUUUUUAUGUAAACGUCGUAAGCGUCUUUACUGGUCUGAUGCCUUACACGGGGUUGUUGAAAAGAUUGAUAUCCACGGAGAUGAGUCAAGUCGUUCUACUGUUUUAUCCAAAAGUGGUCAAGUAAUGUCAAUUAUUGUACAUAAUGACACUCUCUAUUGGACUACCAUGCAAUCAGGCUCUAUGUGGUUAACUAAAAUAGGAAGUACCGUAAGAGAGGCAAGUCGUAUAGACUUACGAGUGCCGGACAAUUCGCCAAUAACUAAAUAUAUUUUAUACGCAAAAGAUGAAAAGCUGGUUAGCCAAUGUUUACGUGAUAAUGGAGGAUGUAGUCACAUCUGUGUUUCCGUCGAAGGCAAAGUAAAAUGUUUAUGUCCACCUAAACACAAAUUGAUUGAUGGUUAUACUUGUGAAUUGGAAAGACAUUGUGCUCCUUCAUUGUUUUCUUGUGACAAUGAUCGAACCUGUCUGAUUCCUGAACUUCGAUGUGAUCAUAGAAUUGAUUGUCAAGAUGGAACUGACGAGAUAGGUUGUGGACCUGCUUGUCCUGAUGCAGAUUUCCGUUGCAUGGAAGGUCACUGUAUUCCAAGAGCAUGGCAUUGCGACGGUGUUGGUGACUGUAAAGAUCAUUCAGAUGAAGUUAAUUGUACUUUGGAUAGAUGUGACGAAAAUGCAUUCCAUUGUCCAGAAGGAAAAUGUAUCGAGAAAAAAUGGGUUUGUGAUGAUUUAAACGAUUGCUCUGAUGGAAGUGAUGAAAAAAAUUGUUCAUCAAAGGUUUGUGCUUCUUCCAAUUUCCAAUGUUCUGAUGCAAAAUGUAUUCCAAUCAAUUGGCGAUGUGAUGGUGAAACAGAUUGCUCAGAUGGUGGUGAUGAGGUUGACUGUCCCAAAGUACAGUGUGGAGCCGGUCAAUUCAAAUGUAAUUCAGGAACUUGUGUGGAUGCUAAAAUGGAAUGUGACCGACUAUUUGAUUGUGGUGACCAUUCAGAUGAGCAUUCAGAUUGUAUCUAUAGUUCGGUAACUUGCCCUCCUGAUUUAUAUGGCUGUUCUGACGGUCAUUGUAUUUAUCCAAAUGAAAAAUGUGAUGGUUAUAAUGAUUGUAUUAACCAAGAAGACGAAGAAAAUUGUCCAGAGCGAGUUGAUUGUCCACCUGAUCAAGUUCGUUGUGGAUCGCCUAAUGUUUCAGUUAGCUGCAUUCCUCGUAAAUGGUUGUGUGACAAUGCCAAUGAUUGUGGAGAUUGGUGGGAUGAAACAAGCCCUCAAUGUACAGCACCAAAUCCCGAGACAACAACUGGCAAGCCAUGCAGAGAUGGAAGUUUCCCUUGUAAAUCAGGUGAUUGUAUUGAUUACAGUCAAGUUUGUGACCAAAUACCUCAUUGUCUUGACCAAUCAGACGAAGGUGGCCUUUGUAAUGUAGCUUGUCAUUACAGUAACGGUAACUGUUCCCAUAUUUGUCACCCUUCACCAUCCGGAGGUAAAUGUGACUGUCCACCUGGUUUCUAUUUGGAUACUGAUGGUAAAACAUGCCUUGAUCUGGAUGAAUGUGCUCAAGUUGGUUUUUGUUCACAAUUUUGUGAAAACUAUCCUGGUGGCGCUAAAUGUACUUGUGCUGAAGGCUAUUAUCCAGUCUCUGAAGGCCAUAAAUGUAAAGCUAAUGGUACGGAAGCAUCCUUACUUUACAUGCUUCCAAAUGCAAUUAAAUCAAUCAGUCUUCAUACUCAAACUGAGCACUCAAUUGUACGAAUACGUCCAUUAACAAUGAAAGGCAUGGAUUACGACUAUUUAAAUAGGACCGUUUACUGGAUCGACGGAGAAGCAGGAACUAUCAAUGGUAUUCACUAUGCAGGUGGACAAGCAGAUUUUGAAAUAAUUUCCAAUUUGGAAAGACCAAGUCAUCUUUCAUGGGAUUAUAUUGGUCAAAAUUUUUACUUUGUUGAAUCAGAUUCAAAAAUAUCUGUUUGUAAUGUCAACAGUAAGCAGUGUGGACUAGUGAUCUCAACAGAGUUGAGUAAAAUUGACAGUUUUGUGGUUUCUCCUCAAAACCGUGUUAUGUUUUGGUCUUCGUGGAGUGCCUCUCAUUCAACCACAGACGGAAGAAUUGAAAGAUGUGAAAUGGAUGGCCGUAAACGAACCAAAAUCAUUGCCUUCAAUUUAAACAGUCCAAGCGGACUAACAGUUGAUCCAGUAAUGAAAAUGAUUUAUUGGGUUGACACUAAACAAGAGGAACUGUACAGUGCUAAUUUUAAGGGCAAAAAUAUACACCGACUACUAGAUUAUAGUUUACUUAAACCUUUAUCAAUUGGUGUUUUCGAGGAUUACAUUUACUGGGCAAACACUGGAGCUGAUAAUUUAAUGAAGUGCAAUAAAUUUACAGGCAAAGCUCGUGUUAUUGUUCACCGAGGAAACAUUAAAGCUCAUGCAAUGAAAAUCUUUCACGAAGUUCUUCAACAACCAGAACCAAAUCCAUGUGAAAAUGCAAAUUGCUCUCAUAUCUGUGUUUUGAGUGUUAAAAAUUAUACCUGCAUUUGCCCACCUCAUUUUAAACUCAGCAAAGAUAACCAAACAUGUCAAAUUGAACGGUCACAACCACAAAUUUCUGCGUUCAAUAAAGCCUGUGACUCGAACCCUUGUUUAAAUGGUGCAACUUGCAUUCCGAUUCAUAUUGUUGACUGGGAAUGUGAAUGUCCACCCGAUUUUUUCGGACGCACCUGUGAAACUCGAGCCUCAGAUAUUAACUUGCCACCUUCAUCACACAACUGGAUCAUAAUACUCAUUAUUUUGGUUAUUGUUCUGUUUCUUGUUAUCAUUAUUUACAGAACAGAAAGAUCGCAAAGACUCAAGUUUCUUUCUUCCUAUUUUAGGCCUCUUCGAUCAUCUUCCAUCCUUAAACGUUUCAGUGGUGAUAAAAAGGUUGCUGUAAGCUUCAAGAAUCCUGCUUUUAAUAGUAAUCUAAAAUCUGAUUAUAAAGAUGUGGCAAUGGAAAGCGAAGCUUGUGAAGCCAUGUUGCCCAGUGAGAAAAGCACUUCUACUACAGGAAGAGGCUUCAGUAAUCCGCUUUACGGUCAAUAUAUGGACGACAAUGACCAGCGUGUUUUUAUCAAAGUAUAAAUGGAGACAAACGUCCAUUUGGUUAAAUUUAUUUUAUCCCAUUUAUUAGUAUCAAUUAUAUGUAGAAAGAUCAUUUAUCAAUGUCUGUGAUAUUUACUGUCCAUUGAGAAUUUUUUCUCUAUACUUUCUGUUUAAAUUAUUUACCAUCUUUAUUUGUACCCUUUUUUGUUUCUAUCAAAUUUUAAUUUUAAAUAAAAAACAACUUCAUUUAUAUUUAAUUCAAAU
Tetranychus urticae (two-spotted spider mite) is the source of this 5872-nucleotide messenger RNA. Its product is annotated as vitellogenin receptor. Gene Ontology annotation, cellular component: signaling receptor complex; plasma membrane; apical plasma membrane. The record is from RefSeq and is a predicted model, not a curated record. Gene Ontology annotation, molecular function: calcium ion binding; protein binding; hormone binding. NCBI's taxonomy places the organism in Eukaryota, Metazoa, Arthropoda, Arachnida, Trombidiformes, Tetranychidae. Gene Ontology annotation, biological process: receptor-mediated endocytosis.